Saitoella complicata NRRL Y-17804 is the source of this 534-nucleotide messenger RNA. RefSeq lists its product as uncharacterized. The record is from RefSeq and is a predicted model, not a curated record. The coding region runs from base 1 to 534 and encodes 177 amino acids. Lineage: Eukaryota; Fungi; Ascomycota; Saitoellomycetes; Saitoellales; Saitoellaceae. The transcript is spliced from 2 exons.
AUGCCUCCAAGGAAGCUGAAAGGAGCUGCUAAGGCUUCGUAUAAGCGCAGGGCAUCGUCUCGUACCCCCAAACCGCCCUCCCGUCUCCUCGAAGAUGCAGCCUCACCACCACCUACAGAUACAGUCCGGAGGGAAAAACGGCCUAAGACAGUCAAGGAACUCGAAGACGAAGACGUACCGGUUGAUACUAUCAGCAGAUUCGACGACUUCCAGGUCUUCGUUCUCGUCACUAGGCAAAAGAGCCACAGGUAUCCUCAAGCACCCUGGACGGUCAAUCCAGUCAAGUCUUGGGCCGACCAAGAGCAGCUUUUGAUCGAUGUCGCCCUCGAGGAGCUCCGUCAUGAUCAUAUGGUCGUCGAAGGCGUCAACAAAUACUCCCUGAAGCCCAAUAUCAACUGGAAAGUCUGCCGUGGAAGGAGCCGGGAUGCACCAUGGUGUAGACUACGAACGGAGGACGACUGGGAAGGCUUCAUUGAUGCCGUCCACACUGAACACACUGAACGCACCCCUCUCAGACUCAGGCAUUUCGAAUGA